AUGAGCUUCAGAUCCAUCGAACAGUUACUUAGGAGGAACAGCAAAACCAAAAUUUCUCGCAAUAUUGUUGACGGUGUCCAUGACCAGAAGGAAGAGCAGUUGGUGCAAUCCUUGAGGGAGUUACUUCUUGCAAGCAACCAGCUCCCAGAUAAGUUUGAUGACUACUAUGUCCUUCUACGCUUUCUUAGAAUGAGAGGCUUCAACAUCUUAAAAGCAAAAGAGAUGUUCUUAAAUAUGUUAAAAUGGCGUGAAGAUUGUUCUGUUGAUGCCAUCCAUAAGCAUGCUAUCCUCAUGGAUUUCAUGGAGUUGACAGAUUUGGCAGGCCUCUAUAUAUCGAACGGGUUGGCUUGGUGGAUCUCAGGGUUGAAUAACUUUUCAAAAUCUGCAAGAGAGAUGUUCGCAGAGAUCCAAAAGAUCGAUAGCAAUUACUAUCCAGAGACAUUAAAUCAACUUUAUAUAAUUAAUGCUGGAACUGGAUUUAGAGCACUGUGGAAAGUAUUGAAAGCAUUCAUGGAGGCAAGAACGUUAGCAAAGGUUCAGGUUCUGGGGACCAAUUACCUUAACACAGUAUUAGAAGCUGUUGACCAAAGCAAUUUACCAGACUUUUUAGGCGGAACAUGCACUUGUCCAACAGGAGGAUGCUUACUCCAAGAUAAAGGACCCUGGACUGACCCAGAAAUGGUUCGUGCUUCUAAGGAAGCAUUUGGUAAAGGUCAGAAGUCUUUCAAUGAAUUGACUGCCACAGUUGCCUGUGAAAGCUUUACAGGUUGUCAGGAGCCUUCCACAAAACAAGUAGAUUCCACUUCUCGUAAGAAAAGAACUCUUGGCAUGUUGUUAAAAGAUGACCAGGUUGGAAUUGAUACAGGUGAAAAUAUUCUGCAGAAACAAGUCGAUGAACAGAUCUCGGAGAAGAUCCGAGAACUUGAACACUGCGCUGUUCAGAGUAAUGAGGUGAGCAAAGGAACCCAAAUUCAAGAAAUUGCAGCCAAGAAAAUAUUCUACAUAGCAACUGAAUGUAGUUUCUUUGUAAUUCAGACCCUGCAGACACUAAUAUGUAAGCAACAAGAACUCACUGGCCACAUCGAACAGCUGAGGAAAAUCCUUCUGUGA
Molecule: messenger RNA, 1110 nt
Organism: Miscanthus lutarioriparius
Lineage: Eukaryota; Viridiplantae; Streptophyta; Magnoliopsida; Poales; Poaceae
Source: the annotation of a GenBank genome assembly